CGCGUCUAAUGACACAGCACUUGGUCAAAUUAGAGGCGAGCAUCAACAUUUUGAGCUGAAAGUGAAACUUGACAAAGUUGUGAAAAUGUCAGGACACGGACAUGGUCACAGUCAUGGAGGCGGUGGUUGUGAUGACCACGACCACAUAACAGAAGCUGAAAAAGCAGCUGCUUACAGCUUGUUUCUGAAAAUUGACACUGAAAGAGUUGAAUGUCUGAAUGAAGCUGUGGAUGGCUCUGGAAAGGAUGUUUUCAAACCUUGGGACAAACGAUUAGAUAAAGAAAAGUUUGUGGAAAGUGAUGCUGAUGAGGAACUACUGUUUAAUAUCCCAUUUACUGGCAAUGUGAAGUUGAAGGGAAUUAUUGUAAUUGGUGGUGGAGAGGAGACUCACCCUAAUCUGAUGAGAAUUUACAAGAACCGACCACAUAUGACCUUUGACACAUGUGGUGCUGAACCUGACCAGAAGUUUGAGUUACAUCCGGACCCAACUGGGGCCUUAGAAUACAGUACAAAAGUCGCCAGAUUUAAUUCUGUGGAACAUCUUUCCAUCCAUUUCCCAAGUAAUUUUGGUGCAGACAACACAAAGGUUUACUACAUUGGUCUAAGAGGGGAUUUUACUGAGGCCCAUCGACACGAGGUAACCAUAUGUAACUAUGAGGCCCGAGCUAAUCCAUCCGAUCAUAAAACUAACUUAAUGGACAGUGUAAACCACCAGAUCAGCUGAUCUAAGAAAUAUGGGUUUCUCCGCGUAUCAACAAGAAGAUCUUCCUUUACUUGUUUACGUUCAUACUGUGGGAAGGAGUUCAUUCCUACCUGGUGUAUGCCUGGAAUGGAUUUUCUUUGGAUGAAAAGUGUAUGAUAAUAACCAGUCUCAUUGCUUAUAAUAAUGUUGUACAUUGCAACUUUUCAGCUAUGUGAUAUUCGUGGUUACACACUGCUUCAGUCUCGCUCAUCCAACAAGAGUACAAGAAAAGUUGAAAACAUCUUUUCUUACAGUCUUCACGCUCCAGUGUGAUGGCCUGCUGUCAUUGUAGUUUUAUUCAUGUCAAAAAUGCUAACAUUUCCAAAUAUUCUGUGGGUUUUUUCCUUGAUUUACGUUUCUUUCGUAGCAAUACAAAAUACAUUUCGGGAGAGUUUUCAUAGAAGAAAGAUUAAUCCAUUGCUUACGAAACCUCCAGAAGUACAAGUGGUUUAAUGUAAGGAGUGCUAUACUGUAACGUAUCCUAGUAUCUGAUAGUUGCUUCUGUAUCGGUAACAUUGGCAGUAGUGAUCACAUUUCACCGUUAUGUUUUAUUAUGACAUGUGGGAUAUGUGUAAUUCCUAAUAGAGGCAAAUAAAAACACCAGCUUGAU
Molecule: messenger RNA, 1352 nt
Organism: Mizuhopecten yessoensis (Yesso scallop)
Lineage: Eukaryota; Metazoa; Mollusca; Bivalvia; Pectinida; Pectinidae
Product: PITH domain-containing protein 1-like
Exons: 6
Coding region: 86-724 (212 amino acids)
Cellular component (GO): nucleus
Source: RefSeq, a predicted model, not a curated record